Messenger RNA from Culex pipiens pallens (northern house mosquito), 1341 nucleotides. Its product is annotated as U3 small nucleolar RNA-associated protein 25 homolog. NCBI's taxonomy places the organism in Eukaryota, Metazoa, Arthropoda, Insecta, Diptera, Culicidae. The record is from RefSeq and is a predicted model, not a curated record. Gene Ontology annotation, cellular component: small-subunit processome; nucleolus. Gene Ontology annotation, biological process: maturation of SSU-rRNA from tricistronic rRNA transcript (SSU-rRNA, 5.8S rRNA, LSU-rRNA). Gene Ontology annotation, molecular function: U3 snoRNA binding; rRNA binding.
CUUCGUUUUUUUCGGGACGGAUUGCGGCCGCUUCCUGUGCAGAAUCUUUUUUCUUGCGACCCGGAAUCGGAAAAAGUUUUAGGCCGGGGGGCUUGGACGCGUUGUUGGCACCACCAUCUUGCGAGCGAUCCCACGCGCUGGUCAGCGUGUUGGCAAGCAAAGGGCAAAAAGAAGAAAAAAGUCACGACGGUUCUGGAGUACCGUGACCAAGGACUGGUUCGCCCAAAGGUACUGAUCGUGGUCCCGUUUCGCAGCGCGGCUAUGAAGAUUGUCGACACGAACCAGCGCCUCUUCACCGGGGACGAUCCCAAGCUUGUGACUAACUACAAACGCUUCCAGUCCGAGUACGGCGGCGAAACGCUGGCCUUCCCGAAGGUCAACCCCAAGCCGGAGGACUACUAGCGGACAUUCGCGGGAAGCACCGACGACAACUUCCGGAUCGGCAUCUCGUUCAGCAAAAGUUCGAUGAAGCUGUACACAAAGUACUACAAUUCGGACUUGAUUCUUGCCUCUCCGCUGGGACUCCGGAUGACCAUCGGCGCCGAGGGCGAAUCCGAGCGGGACUUUGACUUCCUCUCAUCCAUCGAACUCCUUAUCCUAAACCAAGCGGAGAUCCGUCUCGCCCAGAACUGGGACCACGUGCUGCACCUGAUGGACCACCUUCACCUGCAACCCCAAUCAACCGAACACACCGACUUCUCCCACGUCCGCUACAAGUGCCUCAACGGAUGGUCUCGCUUCUACCGACAAACCCUCCUCCUUUCCUCCCACGACCUGCCCGAAUUCCGCUCCAUCUUCAACAACAAAUGCGCCAACUACCACGGCAAGGCCCGCGUCGCCAACCCCGUCAAAACCGGCUCAAUCCGGCACGCCAUCGUCCCCCUUCUCCAAACCUUCCGCCACAUCGAGGUGCCCUCCCUCGAGGCGUCCUACGACGCCAAGUUCGCCCACUUCACCACCGUCCUCCUGCCCCAGCUCCGCUCCGUCACGAUGGCCCGCACCCUCAUCAUCCCGUCCUACUUCAACUACGUCCGGCUACCAACUGCCUCAGUAACAUUGUCCUGGUCGAUCCAGUCACAACCCUCGACGCCAAUGGCAACGAGCGCCAACGCCUUACCCUUGAACGCCAUGUGCUCUAGGAAGUGCGCGACGCCAUCCGGCAUCGACCCACAGCAGAACGGUGGCAGUCUGCGAGCCGGAAUCCUCACUGACCACACGCAGUCCACUAUCCAGCUGGGUCACCCCUUUGACUCAUUGACCAGCGCAGCCCGGAAGUCAGCCUCAUUCGACGAUGCUGGGCAGGUACUGGGAGCCGCGACCGUUCACCAGCAGGCUGCCUGA